Molecule: messenger RNA, 876 nt
Organism: Rhodamnia argentea
Lineage: Eukaryota; Viridiplantae; Streptophyta; Magnoliopsida; Myrtales; Myrtaceae
Product: serine/threonine receptor-like kinase NFP
Exons: 1
Coding region: 1-876 (291 amino acids)
Source: RefSeq, a predicted model, not a curated record
AUGGCCAUCUUUCGUUCCUCCCCAAAACAUUUACUUCUUCUGCAUUUCUUCGUCUUCAUCAUCUCCGUCACAACUCAACCACUUCCUAGCCCGAGAGCCAACUUCUCAUCCUCUGCCAACUCGCUGAGCUCAUGCCCAUCAUAUGUCGCCUACAUCGCGCAAGGACCCGAAUUCAUCGACCUUGGAAGCAUCUCCGACCUGUUUGGUGUCUGCCGUUUAUCCAUCUCGCAGGCGAGCAACCUGGCUUCUGAAGAUGACCCUUUGUACCCCGGCCAGCUUUUGCUCAUUCCGAUCACGUGCGGCUGCAGUGGCAGCAGUUUCUUCGCCAACAUAACCUAUCAGAUCAAGAAAGGUGACAGUUACUUCCUGGUCUCGACGAAGGCAUUUGAGAACCUCACGAACUGGCAAGUCGAAGAGGAAAUGAACCCGGGGAUCAAUCCAACUCUCCUGAAGAUUGGAACCCAAGUCACUAUUCCUCUCUACUGUAAGUGCCCGGCAAAAGCGGACUCGGAGGCAGGCUUCAACUUUCUUGUUACUUAUGUAUGGCAGCCCGGAGAUGCACUUUCAUCAGUGGCCAAAAAGUUCAACGCGACACCUGGCGAUAUUGUUAAGGAAAACAAAGGAGUGAAUCUUACUGCGUCUGUCGGUCAUCCUGUCCUCAUACCAGUAUCACAAUUGCCAGCUCUUUCUCAACCACUGAAUGCUCCUCCGAAGAGAAAAGAAUCCAAGCAUGAGUGGGUUAUUGUAGCUUUAAGCAGUGUAGCAGCAGCUAUUUUGGUCACUGGGUUAGCGGUUUCGCUAGUCUAUGUUCGCCGUUUAAGGACUAAGAAACUCAUGAUCAGUCGAGACGUCGAGUUUGACGAGAAUGCUGCCUAA